UGUCCUCAUCUUUGCGUUGUUUAUUCUUUGACAGGAUCCAAGAGUAAGGCAAGUGAAGGUGCUAGUCAGAGUGUUCCUCGUACUGUUUCUUCAUCACCAUCAUUAUCACCAUCAUCGUCGUGGUCGUCGUCGUCACUAUCUAGUGGCAACAGUUAUAAUUUUUUUGCUAACAACAACUUUCGCAUUAGCUCUGACAACGGCGAUAGUGACGAUAGUGAUGGUCAAAUUGGAGUCUUUCACCUUGAUGAGAAGGCGAAAAAAAAAUGCCUCUAUAGUCGACAGUUUGCCGUGUCGUGGGUUAAUGUUGCUGCUGUUUGAGACGCCCUCUGGCUUCGCACUUUUCACUUUUAAUGGUGCUCUAUGCUACCUACCUGAUCGUAUGGAUAAUCUCUGGGCAGAGUUUGGAAGCCCCAGCCGCGCAAAUAUGAUGGUUUUUGCAAAGGGAUUUCUAUCUUUUGAGGACAAAUCCAGAGCCAUCAAUGGUGAUGGUGUUGACAGCGAGCUUGCUGGUCUGAUCAACAGGUGGCACAAACCUGGGAUGAACUUGUAUGUUGGAAAGCCUGAGUAUAGAAUGAUCAUUGAAUCAGUGUUGAAAAUACCCUGCCGCAUGUGUUGUCAAACUGUGUUGGAGAUAAUGUGGGGCAUACAACAACACAUGGGCACAUUAGUGGAUGAAGAAAAAUCAAAGCUGACUAAAGAGGACCGCUUACCAAUGAGUCAAGGACUAAUGAAGUUCCUGAGUAAUCGUGGAUAUGAUGUCAAACCAGAGAUGGUCAAUGAGAAGAUUUUUUUGGCGGCAUGCGCCUUGUUUCAUUGUGGUGCUGAUGAUGAGAAUAAGUUAGGACUCUUGCGCGAUGCUGGUCUCUACAUUAGAGAUAUUUCUGGCAUUGCUUGUGAGGAUUGGGACAUACUGAAGCUUGCGAUAGCUGUUAAGGUGAUAUGUUGCCCUAAAGAACUCACCGAUUUUCAUGAGGUUCUUGCAGAAGAUGUGGUAUCAAAGUUGAAAGGUGAUGCACCUAAAUAUAAAGGUGUCGCAGUUAAGGUCUGUUGGUUGAGUACCUACCACGCAGUUGUGUCUAACCAUCGUCUGAGGAUUGCGAAGAAAAAAAUGUUGGGGUCCUUGGUUAGGAAAGCUAAGAAAGCAUAUGAAGCAGAACAAGCGGAAGUAUGUGACAAGGUUAAGUUGCAUGGAGAGUCGCAGCAAAUUGCUCAAGACCAUAUGACCUCUGUGUCCAGUCCCACCAUGAGAACAGUGAUCAGGCGCAGUCCAAGGCUGAACCGAAAGCUGCAUGAGAACAGUGGUGAGGGUACUCCCCAUAAGCGGCCUAAAUACUGAUGCACCCGUGGGAGUACUAUGGCAAUGGAUGAUUAAAAUGCUGGGCAACCUACCAACUAAGGUCGGUUCAUGGUGAAGCCCCAUGAUGAUCGUGGCAUGAUAUCUUAGCAGAAGCUUUUGGGUUGUUUUAUGAUGUAAGACCUAUAAUUUACCUGCAACGUUGUUCUUUGGCUGCCAUCCAGUUUCGUUCUAACUUCUAUGUGAGGAUGCUCUCUAAACAUUAUAGUUUGCUUGACUUAGUUAAAAAAGUG
This is a messenger RNA of Panicum virgatum (switchgrass), 1587 nucleotides long. Its product is annotated as probable nucleolar protein 5-1. Bases 218 to 1336 code for a protein of 372 amino acids. Gene Ontology annotation, molecular function: snoRNA binding. The record is from RefSeq and is a predicted model, not a curated record. The transcript is spliced from 7 exons. Gene Ontology annotation, cellular component: small-subunit processome; box C/D methylation guide snoRNP complex. Lineage: Eukaryota; Viridiplantae; Streptophyta; Magnoliopsida; Poales; Poaceae.